Octodon degus (degu) is the source of this 2055-nucleotide messenger RNA. It is a transcript of the gene Tpbg, whose product is annotated as trophoblast glycoprotein. NCBI's taxonomy places the organism in Eukaryota, Metazoa, Chordata, Mammalia, Rodentia, Octodontidae. The coding region runs from base 77 to 1369 and encodes 430 amino acids. The record is from RefSeq and is a predicted model, not a curated record. Gene Ontology annotation, biological process: negative regulation of canonical Wnt signaling pathway. Gene Ontology annotation, molecular function: protein binding. Gene Ontology annotation, cellular component: plasma membrane. The transcript has a single exon.
GGUGCCUCCGGGCCCAGCCCCCCGAGCCUCCCGAGCGGGCGCCGGCCCAGCCCGGCCCCGGGAGCCGCGAGCCGCGAUGCCUGGGGGGCGCUCUCGGGGCCCCGCCGCCGGGGACGGGAGGCUGCGGCUGGCGCGCCUGGCGCUGGUGCUCCUGGGCUGGGUCUCCGUGUCCUCGCCCGCCUCCCCCGCUACCUCCUCCAGCGCCUCCGCCGCCUUCCUGGCUUCGGCCGCGUCGGCCCAGCCGCCCCCGUCGAGCCCGUGCCCCGCGCCGUGCGAGUGCUCCGAGGCGGCGCGCACCGUCAAGUGCGUGAACCGCAACCUGAGCGCGGUGCCCGCGGACCUACCGCCCUACGCGCGCACCCUCUUCCUCACCGGCAACCAGCUGGCGGUGCUCCCCGCCGGCGCCUUCGCCCGCCGCCCGCCCCUGGCCGAGCUGGCCGCGCUUAACCUCAGCGGCAGCCGCCUGAGGGAGGUGCACGCUGGUGCCUUCGAGGACCUGCCCGGCCUGCGGCAGCUCGACCUCAGCCACAACCCGCUGGUCCACCUCAGCCCUUUCGCCUUCUCCGCCAUCAACGCCAGCGCCUCGGCCCCCAGCGCCCUGUCGGAACUGAUCCUGAACCACAUCAUCGAACCCCCUCCUCCGGGCCAGGACCAGCAUCAGGACCAGAAACAGAAACAGAACCAAAGUGUGGAGAGCAUGGUGGGGGCCGCCCUGCGGGCGGGCCACGCCUUGCAUGGGCUCUGGCGCCUGGAGCUGGCCAGCAACCACUUUCUUUAUCUGCCCAGGGACGCUCUGUCCCAACUGCCUGCCCUCAGGCACCUGGACCUGCGUAACAAUUCCCUGGUGAGCUUGACCUACCUGUCCUUCCGCAACCUUACGCACCUAGAACGACUCCACCUAGAAGACAAUGCGCUCAAAGUCCUUCAUAACGGCACCCUGGCAGAAUUGCAAGGCCUGGCGCAUGUCAAGGUAUUUCUGGACAACAACCCCUGGGUCUGCGAUUGUCACAUGGUGGACAUGGUGACCUGGCUCAGGGAGACCCAGAUAGUGGAGGGCAAAGCCAGGCUCACCUGUGCGUUCCCGGAAAAAAUGAGGAAUCAAAUGCUUGUGGAGCUCAAUGUCGCUGACCUGGACUGUGAUCCUAUCUUGCCUCCUUCCCUACAGACUUCGUAUGUCUUCCUGGGUAUUGUUUUAGCCCUGAUAGGCGCAAUUUUCCUCCUCGUUUUGUAUUUGAACCGAAAAGGGAUAAAAAAGUGGAUGCACAACAUCAGAGAUGCCUGCAGGGAUCACAUGGAAGGGUAUCAUUACAGAUACGAAAUCAACGCGGACCCCAGGUUAACAAACCUCAGUUCCAAUUCAGAUGUCUGAGAAACACUAGAGGACCGGAAAAAGGACAGCACUGCAUGAGGUGUAGACUUAAGCUUUAUCUUACUAGGUUAGCUGCGCUUCCACCCUCCACUGUAGACACCACUGACUUGCAAAGCGGUGAAGGGGAUCUGCUUUCUUGUUAUGUCAAGUUUCUUGGUGUUUUCUGUUAAUGUAAAGCAAUGAACAGCUGUGCAGUGUUUCACCCUCCUGUUUGCUUGGACUCCUCAACACGUGUGGAGAGCCUUUCAGGUUGCUGCAUGAACGCGGACUCCUUGCCCUCCUGUCUCUCCUGGUACAUUUCAAGGUGUAGCACGUGUACCCGCACAGAUAGCAUUGGACAAAAGCUGCCUCAACUUUUUUGAGAAAAGUGUUUUAUUCACAAAUAUCAGUUUUGCUCUCAUGUACCUAAAAUUGUGAAGAAAAUAAUUGCAUCCCAUAAACUGCCUGCAGACUGUAGCAAGCUCUAAAAAUAACUCCAUAGUACACAGGAGCAUCUGCAUGCGAGAGCAUGCUUGCAUUUUACUGUUCUGCAUAUUACACACAAUAACUGGCAAGUUCAGAUUAUUUCAUUGACAAAGUAAACUACUUUUUUGAUUGCAGUUUAUAUGAAACUAUUGAAUUUUUUUUAAUAAACUGCACGGAGAUCCAACAAACUGAAUUGUUAAAAAAACCAAUAAAGAUUCUUA